CCUACGCCGGCUGCUUCAUCCGCGCAAUCCCCCAGUACUUCCUCCUCCUCAAGUGGAGCCUCCUCUUCAAAAUCAAGUGAGUCCCCACUCCGCCUUCUGCUACACCCUUCACCCCUUCCUCCUCUUGCGACUCAUCUCACUAAUUUACUCCCUCUCGCGCAGCCCUCCCCCCCUCCUCCUGCCCAGCAGGCACCCCCAUGCCAGGCCUCCAACUCCUCAAAGACAAGCCAGACCUAAUCGCCCUCCCAGAUUCUGACUACCCGGCCUGGCUCUGGGACCUCCUAAGCGACCCAGCAAUGAAGACCACACACGCCUCGGUAGAAGGCGGGCCCGGUAUCCUGGGCGGCGGCGCUUCCGGCGCGACCCUAGAGGAGAGUGCGGCAGGUGGUGGUGGUGUGGGCAGCAAGGGCACGACGACCAAGGGCGAGGCGCGUAUCAAGCAAAAGCAGGAGAUGCGUGAGCGUCGUCAGGCUUUCGCUGCUGCUCAGGCGGCCAAGAAGAAGGGGGUAGCGAUGGGUAAUGUGAGCGCAGAGGAGGUGGCAGCGCAGAUGGCCGAAGGGGCCGUGCAGGGUGGUGAUGCUGUUGCUGAAGAGAGGAAGAAGAGGGAGUUGAGGAGGAAGAAUAGGGAGGGCAUUAAGGCGAGGAACUUCUUGGGUAGAUAAGAGGGCCAGAGGUGGUACGGGAUGAAUGGUAUGGUUUGAGAUGACAUGAGGGUAUAGCAUUGCGAUUGCGUUGCGGGGCGAUCAGGACAUGACCGUGUCCACCGCUGAAGUCGACGAGACAGCAGCAUCAGCAGCAGCAUCAGUAGCAGCGUCGUUGGCCUCCCUCGCGUCGACGAGACGGUAGAGCUCUCCAACGAGGUAGAGGCUUCCCGAUACUACGAUGAGCGAAUCCUUCUCCUCCUCCUCUCCCUCUACUUG
This is a messenger RNA of Jaminaea rosea, 920 nucleotides long. RefSeq lists its product as hypothetical. The transcript has a single exon. Lineage: Eukaryota; Fungi; Basidiomycota; Exobasidiomycetes; Microstromatales. The record is from RefSeq and is a predicted model, not a curated record. The coding region runs from base 198 to 662 and encodes 154 amino acids.